AUGUCAGUGUACGACGCUGCUUUUGUGAACACGGAGCUCUCGAAACCGACGUCAAUCUUCGGGCUCCGGCUCUGGGUCGUCAUCGGAAUCCUAGUCGGGUCUCUGAUUGUCCUGACCCUCUUCCUCCUCUCGCUCUGCCUCACCUCGCGCCACCGCUCUAAGGCCCACAAGGCCCAGCCCAAGCCCACCACCGACUCGCCCACUCCAGUGAUAUCGAAAGAAAUCCAGGAAAUUGUUCACGACCUCCAUGUCGAGAUCGGGAAGCCUGACCACCGGGUCGUGGUGUAUUCGGACCGAGCGUCGAGUGGGGAGAGUAAGGGGACUUUGAAUAGUGGGUGUGAGACGGCAUCGUAUGGGAGUGGGAACGUGGUGGGGCCCGAGGUGUCGCAUCUGGGGUGGGGGAGAUGGUACACUCUGAGAGAGCUUGAGGCGGCUACCAAUGGGCUCUGUGAAGAGAAUGUGAUUGGGGAAGGUGGGUAUGGGAUUGUUUACAGUGGGAUUCUCAGUGAUGGGACUAAAGUCGCUGUAAAGAACUUGUUGAAUAACAGGGGUCAAGCUGAGAAGGAGUUUAAAGUGGAGGUGGAAGCAAUUGGACGUGUGAGACACAAAAAUCUUGUAAGGUUGCUGGGAUACUGUGUUGAGGGUGCAUACAGGAUGCUUGUGUAUGAGUACGUUGACAAUGGCAAUCUGGAUCAAUGGCUUCAUGGGGAUGUUGGUGAAGUCAGUCCGCUAACAUGGGAUAUCCGUAUGAAUGUUAUACUGGGAACAGCAAAAGGGUUGGCCUAUCUUCAUGAGGGUCUUGAACCAAAGGUUGUCCAUCGUGAUGUGAAAUCUAGCAACAUACUAGUUGAUCGCCAGUGGAACCCCAAAGUAUCUGAUUUCGGGCUUGCUAAGCUCCUUUGCUCGGAGAACAGUUAUGUGACAACUCGGGUGAUGGGAACGUUUGGUUAUGUUGCCCCAGAAUACGCUUGCACGGGAAUGCUGAACGAAAAGAGUGAUGUUUAUAGCUUUGGAAUACUUAUUAUGGAGAUUAUAUCAGGGAGAAGCCCUGUUGAUUAUAGUCGACAACAAGGAGAGGUUAAUCUAGUUGAAUGGUUGAAAACCAUGGUUGGGAAACGAAAAGCUGAGGAAAUAGUUGAUCCCAAGCUGCCUGAGAUGCCUGGGUCAAAAGCACUUAAGCGUGCUCUGCUGGUUGCUCUUCGAUGUGUUGAUCCUGAUGCCACAAAAAGGCCAAAAAUGGGACAUGUGAUCCACAUGCUUGAGGCUGAUGACUUGCUUGUUCGUGAUGAACGCCAAACUGGUAGAGAUACGUCCCGAUCAGAUCCUGAUUAUCAACGGGACGAUCAUGUUGUUGUGAAGAUAGCGGAUAAACAUUUGAAUGAAGGGACUUCUGAUACUAGUGAAGGUGAUACUGGUAGGAACCAUCAUCAACCUACAAGGUGGAGAUAA
This is a messenger RNA of Prunus armeniaca (apricot), 1449 nucleotides long. The record is from the annotation of a GenBank genome assembly. NCBI's taxonomy places the organism in Eukaryota, Viridiplantae, Streptophyta, Magnoliopsida, Rosales, Rosaceae.